UUUAAAAUCUCUCCAAAAAAAAGUGAGAAAAUGGAAAGAGGAAUUCAUGAUACCAUGGAUGAUCUAAAGAAAAGUGAACCACGUCAUGCUACUAAAGAACCUAGUAGUGGAUCCAUAGCUCAUGAUCUUGAUUCCAACAACUAUAAUAUUUCUCCUCUUCUUAACACAAGUAGCCAACACAAACAAAAUCAAGAAGCAAAGAAGAGAAAAUCAUACUCACAUGCUUGUUCUAUUUCAUCAUCAUCAUUCCAUGCUACAACUUCAACAACACAUUCUUCAAAAUCUUCUUCUUCCACUUCUUCAAACAAACUUGUUGGUUUGAAAUAUUCUCAUCUUACUACAAAUGCAAUUUCACCUUCCAAGAAAAACCCUUCUCAUAGUAACAUUUUUAUUGAUCUUUACAAGAAAAUCAAAGCUUCAUUGUCAAAACCAAUAUCUGUUAUAAGAAGAAAAUGUUCUUGUUUUGAUAAAAAUUCUUUGCAAGUCAAAGAAAACACUUCAAAACCAAAAGCCUCAAGUUCAACUACAUUGCCAACACCUCAAAUUCAAGCUCUCCCACAAAAUGAAAUUACUAUAAAUGAUGUGAAUCAAGAAAAAACACCAAAAGACAAGUUGACAACAAAUGAUGAAGAUGAUGAUCAUGAUCAUGAAGAAGAAAAGGAAGAGGAGGUACGUGAUUCCUUGCAUGUUUUUCAACCAACAAGUUUACCAAAGUCAAAUGUAAAUGAUGAAGAUGUAGCUAGUGAUUCAAGUUCUGAUCUUUUUGAGAUAGAGGGCUUCUCCACACAAGCUACAACGCUGGAAUACCCAACAAAACCUAGCAUGAUAGAGUGCCAAGAGACCACCACCGCUACAAAUGUUUUAUGUGAUACUUAGAUGAUUUUGUUUUUUGUUUUUCACAAAUCAAUAGGGAAAAAUUAAUUCAUUGAA
Molecule: messenger RNA, 930 nt
Organism: Medicago truncatula (barrel medic)
Lineage: Eukaryota; Viridiplantae; Streptophyta; Magnoliopsida; Fabales; Fabaceae
Product: actin-binding protein F
Exons: 1
Coding region: 31-876 (281 amino acids)
Biological process (GO): phototropism
Source: RefSeq, a predicted model, not a curated record